AUGGUACCAGGAUUUAGCUCAUACUACAUAGCUAAGAAAAGUACAAGUCCAGUGCUUGGAUACAACUACAGAAGCAUGGAAUACCAAAUUGAUAUAUUUUUUGCCCAGACCUGGACAGACAGCCGCCUUCGUUUCAACAGCACCAUGAAAAUACUGACUCUGAACAGCAAUAUGGUUGGCUUGAUUUGGAUACCAGAUACAAUCUUCCGAAAUUCCAAGACAGCAGAAGCUCACUGGAUCACAACACCCAACCAGCUCCUGAGAAUAUGGAAUGAUGGGAAAAUCUUGUAUACUCUAAGGCUUACCAUCAAUGCAGAAUGCCAGCUGCAGCUACAUAAUUUCCCAAUGGAUGAACAUUCUUGCCCGUUGAUAUUCUCUAGUUGUAAGUACUUGUUUCUGCACAGAACACUGUAUAUAAAGCAUGUAUAAAGUCACUGGUUUGCUUUUUAUUUCUGUCAGGUUGUUCAGGCUUUCCUUAACAGUUACUGAAAGCCAAAUUUUGCUUUGGUGUUUGCAACUCACGAGUUUUCUCUUUAGCAUUCUUGGUAGAAUGCCUCAUGAAGUACUACACAGUUAUAUUUUUAUAAGCAUCAGCUUUUUUGUUUGAUGCCAUAAUUGCAAUUUAACUGGGAGUAGAUAUUUAAAGUCCGUGUUGAGAUGAUCUAUAAAAUCAUGUAACAUAUAACUGGGAAGAUAAAUUGUAGUAUCAUUUGGAGAUGUAU
Messenger RNA from Alligator mississippiensis (American alligator), 722 nucleotides. RefSeq names its product gamma-aminobutyric acid receptor subunit gamma-3-like. The record is from RefSeq and is a predicted model, not a curated record. Gene Ontology annotation, biological process: monoatomic ion transmembrane transport; gamma-aminobutyric acid signaling pathway; signal transduction. The transcript is spliced from 3 exons. Gene Ontology annotation, molecular function: transmitter-gated monoatomic ion channel activity involved in regulation of postsynaptic membrane potential; GABA-gated chloride ion channel activity; inhibitory extracellular ligand-gated monoatomic ion channel activity. The coding region runs from base 1 to 429 and encodes 142 amino acids. Gene Ontology annotation, cellular component: synapse; GABA-A receptor complex; postsynapse. Lineage: Eukaryota; Metazoa; Chordata; Crocodylia; Alligatoridae.